Ceratosolen solmsi marchali is the source of this 2020-nucleotide messenger RNA. RefSeq lists its product as uncharacterized. Lineage: Eukaryota; Metazoa; Arthropoda; Insecta; Hymenoptera; Agaonidae. The transcript has 5 exons. The coding region runs from base 153 to 1631 and encodes 492 amino acids. The record is from RefSeq and is a predicted model, not a curated record.
GCAGCAGCAGCAGCAGUAACAGCAGCAGCAGUAGCUGCAACCUGCGGUUCUAGGGGAACGUUGCUCGACUGUUCAGCCCGUACUAGGUUAGGGGCGGGGAUCUGUCAGCCCCUACCGUGCCAAUUUCAACAGGAGUCGAGGUCGUUGGAGCGAUGGGCAAUCAUGUGGUGCGAAGCGCUGGGACAACGAAGAAGGCUACCGGCCCCAAGAGUGGAAGCAGCGUUGCCCAAACCAAACCCCCCAUAUCCAGAAGUUCCUCUGGCGCCGAUAUACAAAACACCUCCCACACUCAAUUCUUGCCCAUCGACAGGCUCGCCAAGAUUCUUACAGAAAUUUCUCAAAAAGAAGAAGCUGUUAAUGGCAUAACGCAAUUUGUUUUUCAAAAAUAUCUAUUUCCACACCAUCCCGAACUUGCUGAUAGAUUAUUUUCACAUUUACAUGCUUCUUCAAAAGUUACAACAACUUACUUGGGACAAUCUGUGUUCAAACAUCAAGCUGAAAAAUUUCUUGCCAUUAUGAAUGAUCAAACAGUUUUAGAAAAUUAUGUUAAAAUGUUUUCAGAAAAUAAGGAAGAAAGUGAAAUUACUCCCGAUGGCUUAAGAAAGUUACUAAUGGUGUCAUAUAGAUUAGCCAUGAGUGGCAAUAGGGGUGUUUCUUGCACGCAAAUACUUAAUACAGUUUCCGCUGUUGUUAAUGCUUGUUUUCAUGGUAAAGAUACUUUAUCAGUCAGUUUUGUUAGUAAUUGGCUGUGGCAAAAUUGUCAGCGUAUUGUACAUGGAAUGCACAAAUAUGUCAUACAUAUUUUAACAACGGCAUACCGUAGUGGAAAAAGUUUAAUGUCUAGUGAGCAAUCUGGACCUCAUUUGGUACCUUCCACACCUGUUUUGGAUCAACCAGAUAAUGCUACUUUUUCAGAAACACUAUUAUCUAUUAGUCAUGUGUGGUUAUUAGCUGCUACUUUGCCAUACUGUUAUACAAAGACUGAAGAGGAUCCACACAAAGAUGGGAUUCAGGCGCUGAUAACGAAAAUGUCGGGAACGGUAUGCUUACGUCACUGGACGCCGCUGUAUAACAGCGACCAGCAUGGGGCUGCGGCCAACCGAUUUCUGCACCAUGUUCUCGGUUAUAAAGGACCAACCCUUAUUUUUAUCCGAGGCGUAAACGAUACAGAAGAUCGCAACCAUUAUCCAACUUAUUGUAUUUGUUCGGCAGCAGAGUGGCGCGAAUCUCAUCUCUAUUGGGGCAACGAAGACUCAAUGGUGAUAGAACUUCUACCUAAUUACCGUGUCGUCCAGAAAGGUAGCAAACUUUUGUACUUAAACACGAGCAUCCGAGGAUACCCGCAAGGGUUGCGUGCUGGCGCCGAUCCUCGGAGUCCCUGUGUGGCCAUUGACCAAUCUUUUCAUGAAGUUAACUUCGCGGGUGUGCCUUACCGUAUCUCUAGUCUUGAAGUCUGGGGCUGCGGCGACUCCAAAUCAAGAGAAAGACAAUUAGAAAUAAAGAAAUGGCAAGUGAAGGAGGCUGAAAAGCAGAGAGUUGUUAAAUUAAGUACAUCCGAAUGGUUGGAUCAUCCAGAUAGAUAUUUAUUGGAAUUAGCAGGAAGGCCUUCUUAUAAUAAUUCCAGUAGUUAAAGCAAAUCGGAAAUUUUGUUGGAAUCUGUAUAUAUGUAUAUAAUGGAACGAACUUUAUGGUUAAAUAUCAAAAUUGAAUUACAAUGUUUGCAUUUUGAUUAUUCUCUUCCAAGUGCCAGAAUUUAUUUAUUUAUGCGGUUUUCAUUUAAAAAUAGAUAACUUAAAGAUAUUAAAAAUACAUUGAAAGUUAAAAUAAAUGUAAUGCCCCUGUGUGUGCAUGUGCUUUUUAAACGCCUUUUAUGGAAGGUAUAAAUAAAAAAUUAAUUGCUUACGAAGUCUAUUCAAAUGAUACAAAUAGAAUAUAUUAUAAUACGAUUACAUCAAUAAAUCCAAUAAAUCACAGAUUGACAUUAAUAAUGUAAACAAAUGAAUAUUUUUGUGAAAUUAAA